This is a messenger RNA of Bombus huntii, 530 nucleotides long. RefSeq names its product transcription and mRNA export factor ENY2 (gene e(y)2). Bases 100 to 378 code for a protein of 92 amino acids. Gene Ontology annotation, molecular function: transcription coactivator activity; chromatin binding. Gene Ontology annotation, biological process: regulation of transcription by RNA polymerase II; positive regulation of DNA-templated transcription; poly(A)+ mRNA export from nucleus. Gene Ontology annotation, cellular component: DUBm complex; SAGA complex; nuclear pore. The record is from RefSeq and is a predicted model, not a curated record. Lineage: Eukaryota; Metazoa; Arthropoda; Insecta; Hymenoptera; Apidae. The transcript is spliced from 2 exons.
AUUAAAAGGAGUAAACAGUGCGGCUCUCUUUAAAGAUCGUGUUUUAAGAGAAGCUAUAAAAUUCUGUUAAUAGAAAAGUAGAUAAAAUUAGAAGACCUAAUGAAGACUGCUCCACAUCAAAGACUAGUUAUGGUUGGAGAUCGUGACGGGCUAAAAGAGUUGCUACGUCGUCGAUUAGUUGAAUGUGGAUGGAGAGAUCAAGUAAAAUUAAUCUGCAAGGAUUUAAUAAAAGAACAUGGUCAUGAUAUUACUUAUGAUAAAUUGCUCUCAAUGGUUACAACUAAAGCAAGAACACUUGUUCCAGACUCUGUUAAAAAGGAACUCCUACAGAAAAUAAAAAAUCAACUGAUUGCUCAAGAAGAAAAAUUAAAAAUGUAACAAUAAGAAAUUCAUUACACUAUCAUACUAUGGCCAUACUGCAAUAGCUGAUAAAUUUACACUAAGAUUACAAAUAUAUUAUAUUUACAUAUAAACUGAUAGAAGUGCCUUGGUUGUCUAACUAUAUAAAUAUAAACCUAUUUUGCUUUUAA